Messenger RNA from Empidonax traillii (willow flycatcher), 416 nucleotides. Its product is annotated as metastasis-associated protein MTA3-like. The transcript has 4 exons. Bases 96 to 416 code for a protein of 106 amino acids. Lineage: Eukaryota; Metazoa; Chordata; Aves; Passeriformes; Tyrannidae. Gene Ontology annotation, molecular function: chromatin binding; transcription corepressor activity; histone deacetylase binding. Gene Ontology annotation, cellular component: nucleoplasm; NuRD complex. The record is from RefSeq and is a predicted model, not a curated record. Gene Ontology annotation, biological process: negative regulation of transcription by RNA polymerase II.
CUGGGGGGCGGCGGCGGGAGCCGCUCCCUCCUUGCCCAGCCCGGCCCGGCAGAGGCGGCGGGAGGAGGAGGAGGAGGGCGGCGCAGAGCGCAGACAUGGCGGCCAACAUGUACCGAGUGGGAGAUUAUGUUUAUUUUGAAAAUUCUUCCAGCAAUCCAUAUCUCAUUAGGAGAAUUGAAGAACUUAACAAGACUGCCAAUGGAAAUGUGGAAGCAAAAGUGGUGUGUUUUUACAGGCGAAGAGAUAUUUCUAACAGCCUUAUAAUGCUUGCAGAUAAGCAUGCUAAAGAAGUUGAAGAAGAGUCUGAAACUACAAUUGAGGUUGAUUUGACUGAUAAACAGAAACAUCAGUUGAAGCACAGAGAGCUUUUCCUUUCUCGACAGUAUGAGUCCCUUCCCGCAACACAUAUCAGGUAA